Messenger RNA from Bombus pyrosoma, 3460 nucleotides. RefSeq lists its product as uncharacterized. Lineage: Eukaryota; Metazoa; Arthropoda; Insecta; Hymenoptera; Apidae. Gene Ontology annotation, cellular component: presynaptic membrane. The transcript is spliced from 4 exons. Gene Ontology annotation, biological process: neuron-neuron synaptic transmission; neuromuscular synaptic transmission; clustering of voltage-gated calcium channels. Bases 938 to 2197 code for a protein of 419 amino acids. The record is from RefSeq and is a predicted model, not a curated record.
AUAAUGCGAUAGUGUUGGUCUGUGCUUAGCACUUGAUAAAAGAUAGCGGUGACUGAACAGAUGUCAGUACUCACCCGCAGCCCGACCUGUCGGUUGACGGUCUCACGUAUCUCGCCCCGUGUGCAUCCGUGCAUCGUCCACGGCCAAGUAUUACGCUCUUGCGAUUGCGAUCCUCGAGAAAGUGAACGAUAACACGAAAGCCUGGAGACGCAAGCGAGACGUUUUACGCGAACGAGAUUGUGGAUAAUCGAGAAUAUUGCCAAAAUUAUCGUUUCUUUUUUAUCAGUUACGAUAGGCAUCGAUCCUGGAAUAGACCAGGUGCGUUUCUGUGCGAUGUCAAAGUUUCCGGCAGUCUGAAAAUGUCAAGAGGAAACUACGACAUUUAUUUCGACUUUGUAUCUACUGUUCGAGAAAAUUGUUCCCUAGAGAAUUUCGUGCAAGCAACAAACGAAGCUUCUUCGAUAGGAUGAUCACUGCGAUCCAGAGACAGUAUUACUUUAAGAAGAUCCGCUGCAAAGCUUGAUCGUCAAGCCGGAAAUCGUCCAGCAGAAUCUCGACUAACCUCGAAUACUCGUGUAGUUAGAAGCAAUAAUGCGGAGUUAUGGCUAAGAUACUCGACUCGACCCGAGACGAAGGAUCAACAGUGAGAUUAAACCUAAACAUCGGUCGGUAAGGAGUCGUCAACGUCGAAGACGUGAUUGUUUGUCUGAGUUCGUUUGAGAUCGUUGAGCACCGUCUGGAGACUCGUCGCGGGGAGUAGUCGCCGCCGUUUUGAAUUGAACUUGACAACGAUCGUGAUUGAACGAGGCUCAAUUGGAAGACCAAAGAACAGCUUUUCUCGUCGAAUAAUGAGAGGCUCUCGGUGGAAUUCUUCGAAAGCUCGACCCGAAGGCGUGCACCACCAAAGAGAGCGUACCAUCACAGACUCGAAUCAUGCAUGAUGAGCGGUGCGACUAGGCUCGAUCAGGAUUGGAUGAGAAUGGUCGAGUUACGCGGUGGCACCGGUAUGACGAGCGGGCUAAGCGGUCGGUCAUCGAGUCGUUUUCAUUACACUAUACUCACUAUUUUGGACACUGUGUUCGCGGCUACUGUGGCCGCCCCGGCGGUGGUUGGUUACUGGAGAGGUACCUGGGGCUUGAGCGACGUCUACGUCUAUCCGGAGGAUCCGGUUCUCAGCAGCUUGACCUCGAUAGUGAUCGGUUUCAUAGGGUUGUUCGCGUUCAACGUUUCUCAGAAUGUCCUGAACGAGCUUUUACACCCGGACAAACACAGAUUGUCGUAUUACGUCGGAUCCAGACUUUACACGGCCGUGUUCGGGUUUUGCUGCGUAAAUGCAUGGCGUGGCGCCUGGCAGGCCCUCGACCUGUACACGGAACACACAGCGAGCACCGUUUUCGCCACCACCGCCGUUAGCCUUCUAGCAUUGGCGAUCAUGCGUGCCAUCAGGAACAUUUCCGCGCCACCGUUCUCCCUUUGCUUGGACUCGUGUCCCGGAUACUUCGAAGUGCAAACCAUGUUUCGCGUGAACAACACGAGAGACUGGUCGUUGUACUUAUUGGAUUGUGCCUUCAGCGUUGGAGUGGUUGGUACGUUGGUUGUGUUCGUUUGGAGAGGUGUCUGGAUACUUUUCGACCUCUAUCUUUUUCCCAAAGAUCGAGAAUAUUCCGCGAUCGGAUCCCUCGCCAUCGGAUACAUGAUAGUGACGGUGACGUUUUCCUUGCAACCAUUGAUGCGGUACGCGUGUGCUCGUCUUCAAGGCUGGGCCCGUUUAAUAGCGGCCGAUGGUUUCCUGCUGCUCAGCUUCCUGGGCACGGUGAAUGUUUGGCGUGGCAUCUGGAACGUAUUGGAUCUGUGGCUGGUCCCGGACAACCGAGAAUUGUCCUGUUGGAUCACCCACGUUGGGUGCUUCGUAUUCCUCGUACUUCUCAACUGCAGCAAUUCCAUCCUCGUUCGCGGCGUUUACAUCGACGCCGAGGAGGACGACGGCAAAUGCGUCGUAUUUCCUUGCCACUAUCUUCGAUUAUUCUUCAAGGUCGAACGCGAGAAGAAGGAAGCGAGACGACGAAACCUGCUGGUUGCCUCGAAGGACUUUCGACCUCGACCAGAUGGAAAUACCAAAGACACCGAAAAUGGCGCGCUUCUAUCGAACAGCACCGCCACGACUAUUCUACCAACGAAUCCUGAAUCUCUCGUCUAAUAUAAACACCGAGGAAACAAGACUCCAAGAAUUCGACUGAAUUCCCUUUCUGAUACUCUCGCCGAUCCUCGUGCAAUAUCAAAAUACAGAAAGAAAAACCGGCUAUGGAAGGAACAUACUUUAAGAGGAAUCGGUUUAUACUAUUCUGUGCUCUCGGCCAGUGAUUGUAUUAAGUGAUAAGUUCAGGGUCACGGAAACUUUUCCAACACAAACAGAAUACACGGGCUUCAUAUUGAAGUCGUCGAGAAGUUUGUUAAGCAUCGACGAGUAGACGACAGGUAGACGAUGGAAUAAACACAACGAAUAGUGAAAUAGCCGUAUAGAUCGACAGAUAAACGUAGGUAGACACGCAGAUAGAUGCUUAGAACACCGAUUUAAGUUAAUCGAAUAGGUAAAUCGAUAUGGAAGAAAAGAGAAUGGAAUCGGGCAAGUUCUCACAAUGACGAAUUCAACGAAUGACUGUGAAAGAGUGACGAUUAUAUGUAUAUAAGGGACUGCAUGCAUGCAUGUGUACGUGUGUGUGUGCGUGAGUGGGUAGAUGAAUGUGUAAGUACAAGAAACCGAAUGUAUAUAAUUCUGACUUCGUGCAUGCUUCGAGCGCGGAUCUGUGCGAGUGCAUCCGGAGACGUCGACGAGACGAAACUGAACUUGCUUUGUUCACGACAGCGUACACACAAGCGUGUCGUUAAACGUAAGUUUUACACGAUAGAAGGUACGUGUAUAUACACGUAUAGAAACAUGCACAUGGCGAUUACUACUCGACGAUUUAUUCAAAAUUCAGAGCGAUUCCGUGGGACGAAUCCGUGCGUUUGGAUUGAAACGCUGGUUCAGAGAUCGAACCAUCGUGCGUUUUUUCCUGAUAAUGUUAUUGAUAUGAAAUCGAUAUGACACAGUGAAAUACGAAAGAUCGAUGGACGAUUAAACGAACGUGUUUGAUCAGCGAAUGUUUCAACUAUCCGUGACCCGAUUAAUUUACUCAACCGAUUUAUUUCACGUGAAACGAUUAGUUAAUAAGGACUCGUGAUUAUUUGAAAUAAAUAACGAGAGAAUAUCACAAGAUGAAAAGUGUUCGUCAGCGUCGAUUCCAUAGGAUUUCUAGUCAUCGUUAGUCGCCACCCUCAUCGUCGAUGCUCCAUUCGAUCGAGCAUUAUCGAAUUUAACCUUUGUCCGAACGCUAAUGAUUAUCAAGAGCGUACGCUUGUGAUCCUAGCGUUAGAUGAGACCUUGAUGAUGACAAUGGUAAUAGACUGGAUACGAUCAUUA